This is a messenger RNA of Ochotona princeps (American pika), 2044 nucleotides long. RefSeq names its product serine/threonine kinase 11 (gene STK11). Lineage: Eukaryota; Metazoa; Chordata; Mammalia; Lagomorpha; Ochotonidae. The transcript is spliced from 10 exons. Bases 594 to 1892 code for a protein of 432 amino acids. Gene Ontology annotation, molecular function: ATP binding; protein serine/threonine kinase activity; protein kinase activator activity. Gene Ontology annotation, biological process: regulation of cell growth; protein phosphorylation; DNA damage response. The record is from RefSeq and is a predicted model, not a curated record. Gene Ontology annotation, cellular component: nucleus; cytoplasm.
CGCGGGGCGGGGAGGCGGCCCGGGGCGUCCGGCCGUGAGGCGCGGGGCGGCGGCGGAGGGCGGCGGAGGGCGGCCUGGCCUGGGCAGGGCUCGUCCCCCUCGCCGCCCCGCCUCCUGCACACGCGCGGCGGCCGCGGCGAGGGGGCUCCGGGCGGACUCGGCUGAGGGUCGCUCCGCUGCUUGUGUGUCUCCUCUCUCGCACCCAGCCCGGGCCGGCGAGGAGCGCGCGGGGGGCCAUGGCCGGCCCGGAGGACGCUGCCCGCGGCUGCCCGCGCGCCUGAGCUCGCCCCCUGCACCAUGGCCCGGCGCCGCGGACCCCGCCGGCCUCCCCAGGGCCCCCGCGGAGGACGAGCGGCCCCGGCCCGGCGCUGAGGCCUCCCCGCCGGCGGCCAAGUGGACAGUCCUUCUUCUUUCCCCACGCGUGUGUCGUGAGGUCUACGUGGCCUGUGUCCUUUUUACUUUUCUCGUGGUUUGGGAUCCUUUUUUUUUUUUUUUUCUUAAAUUUUGGGGUGUGUGUGUGUGUUUUGAGAACUUGGGCAGCCCAGGAGGAGAGGUGGUGCAGGUGGCGGUAGUGGCGGCAGCCGGCACCGGGGAUGGAGGUGGUGGACGCGCAGGAGCUGGGCGUGUUCGCCGAGGACGAGCUCAUGUCGGUGGCCAUGGACGCCUUCAUCCACCGCAUUGACUCCACCGAGGUCAUCUACCAGCCCCGGCGCAAGCGAGCCAAGCUCAUCGGCAAGUACCUGAUGGGGGACCUGCUGGGCGAGGGCUCGUACGGCAAGGUGAAGGAGGUGCUGGACUCGGAGACGCUGUGCCGGCGCGCCGUCAAGAUCCUCAAGAAGAAAAAGCUGCGACGGAUUCCCAAUGGGGAAGCCAACGUCAAGAAGGAGAUCCAGCUGCUGCGGCGGCUGCGGCACCGCAAUGUCAUCCGGCUGGUGGACGUGCUGUGCAGUGAGGAGAAGCAAAAGAUGUAUAUGGUGAUGGAGUACUGCGUGUGCGGCAUGCAGGAGAUGCUGGACAGUGUUCCUGAGAAGCGCUUCCCCGUGUGCCAGGCCCACGGGUACUUCUGCCAGCUCAUCGACGGCCUGGAGUACCUGCACGGCCAGGGCAUCGUGCAUAAGGACAUCAAGCCGGGCAACCUGCUGCUCACCACCAGUGGGACCCUCAAGAUCUCCGACCUGGGGGUCGCUGAGGCCCUGCCCCCCUUUGCCGCGGACGACACAUGUAGGACGAGCCAGGGCUCCCCAGCCUUCCAGCCACCCGAGAUCGCCAAUGGCCUGGACACCUUCUCUGGCUUCAAGGUGGACAUCUGGUCUGCUGGUGUCACGCUCUACAACAUCACCACGGGCCUGUACCCGUUCGAGGGUGACAACAUCUAUAAGCUCUUCGAGAACAUUGGCAAGGGCGACUACACGAUCCCUGGUGACUGCGGCCCCCCGCUCUCGGACCUGCUGAAAGGAAUGCUGGAGUACGAGCCGGCGAAGCGAUUUUCCAUCCGGCAGAUCCGGCAGCACAGCUGGUUCCGGAAGAAGCACCCCAUGGCCGAGGCGCUUGUGCCCAUCCCGCCCAGCCCGGACACCAAGGACCGCUGGCGCAGCAUGACUGUGGUGCCCUACCUGGAGGACCUGCACGGGGGCGCUGGCGAGGACACCGACGGGGAGCGCUUCGACCUCGAAGAGGACAUCAUCUACACUCAGGAAUUCACCGUGCCCGGGCAGGUCCCAGCGGAGGAGGUCGGCCAGAACGGACAAAGCCGGGGCCUGCCCAAGGCCUUGUGCAUGAACGGCACCGAGUCAGCACAGCUGGGCAGCAGAGGGAGGGCCCCCGCCUCGGCCCGCAAGGCCUGCGCCACCAGCAGCAAGACCCGCCGACUGUCCGCCUGCAAGCAGCAGUGAGGGCCCGCCUGCAGCUGCCUCCAGGAAACCCGCCAGGUGCCCGGGCACGGGCUCUCGUCUUCCUGCCGGCCCAGGCCAAGCAGCCGCUGAGACAGGCUGUGCCAUGCCUGUGGGUCGGCUGCCCCCUGCGGGCCGUGCCAUGCCUGCGGGCU